AUGGUCGAUUUAUUUAAAAUAAGAUUCACAGGCGCGACUUCUACAGCCAGCGUUCAGCAGACCUACUCUCUACUUCCGCAAGUCGAUGCCGCACCGAGCUUGACUCCAACAAUUUAUGAUUCGCAGGCCCCGAAUCCGCAGGAGUGCCCUGGCUACAAAGCUUCAAAUGUGGUCCAAAAUGAUAAAGGUGUGAUGGCAGAUUUGACUCUCUCGGGGUCAAAUUGUCAAGUAUUCGGGAAUGAUAUCCUAAAUCUGGUUCUUGAAGUUCAAUACCAGGCCAAGGAACGACUGAACGUGAAGAUCUACCCGAAGUAUCUGUCCCAUCACAAUACAAGUCAAUACAUCCUUCCGAGUUCCAUUGUUCCUGCGCCUGAGAGCGAUGGCAAGACUACCAAAUCAAACAGCGACCUCAUAUUUGAUUGGAGUGAUUCACCGAGUUUUCAGUUCAAGAUCACUCGAGCUUCCAAUGGGGAGGAGCUGUUCUCCACCUAUGGCCAUGUCCUUGUCUACGAAGAUCAAUUCCUCGAGGUGGUAACCAACAUGAUAUCCAAUUAUAAUGUGUACGGCCUGGCUGAAAACAUACAUGAAUUUUAUCUUGGCCACAAUUACACGCAAACUUUCUGGAACAGUGAUGUUGGCAUCACCUCUGGUAACCCACUUGACGGCAAUAUUUACGGCGUCCAUCCAUUCUACCAAGAGAGCAGAUACCAUUCGGGCAGCAACACCACGUCUCACAGAGUGUAUGCACGCAACGCCCAUGGACAAGAAUGGCUUUUGCGGUCGGACACUAUAACCUACCGCACAUUGGGUGGGAGUUUUGACUUCUACUUCCUCAGUGGCCAAGAGAAAGACGGAGGAUCUACGGCUGUCCAAACAAUUCGUCAGUACCAUGCUGGCUGUGUCGGACUACCCGCAAUGCAAAUGUUUUGGACACUCGGGCUACACCAGUGUCGCUUGGGCUAUGACAAUCUAUCGAUGAUCGAGCAGGUCGUUGACAAUUAUAAGGCAGCUGACAUCCCGCUUGAAAGUAUCUGGACCGACUUUGACAUGUUUGAUGGAUAUCGCAGCUUCAUCAACAACCCGGUCACCUACCCGGUUGACGCGAUGACGAAAUGGGUCGACACUUUACAUGAAAACAAUCAAUUCUAUGUCCCACUUGUUUGGUCAAACAUAUAUCGUCCGAAUCACGGUAAUGUCAGUGAUGCCUACGCCCCGUACCAGCGCGGUGCAGAACUGGAAACUUUUAUCCGGAACCCUCGUACGGGCGAUUUCUACACUGGUGACAACUGGCCAGGCUACAGCGUCUGGGGAGACUUUAUGGUGACUUCUUCAUAUGAAUGGUGGGCAAGUGAGAUCGAAACUUGGCACAAGCAAGUUCCAUUCGAUGGCGUUCUGAGCGAUCUCAGCGAGCCUGCUUCUUAUUGUGUAGGCUCCUGUGGAGAGGAUAAGCUUUAUCUGAAUCCGGUUCAUGGGUGA
Penicillium longicatenatum is the source of this 1476-nucleotide messenger RNA. RefSeq lists its product as uncharacterized. Gene Ontology annotation, molecular function: carbohydrate binding; hydrolase activity, hydrolyzing O-glycosyl compounds. The transcript is spliced from 4 exons. Lineage: Eukaryota; Fungi; Ascomycota; Eurotiomycetes; Eurotiales; Aspergillaceae. Gene Ontology annotation, biological process: carbohydrate metabolic process. The record is from RefSeq and is a predicted model, not a curated record. Bases 1 to 1476 code for a protein of 491 amino acids.